UAAUAAGUCCCGAUAAACUCAACUCACAUCAGUCGAAUAAUAGUUAAACUUCCGAAAAUAUUAUAUUAAACAAUGCCGCCGACGAAUAAACUUUUAGUGCAUUCUGCAAAACAAAUUGUACAAGUUUGUGCAGACGGUCGUCGUGUUAAACAGGGGCCUGAAAUGAAUACUGUGGAUAUAUUACAAGAAGAAGGUGUAGGAUACAGUAUUCUAGUUGAUAGAAACGGGAUCAUAACGGACAUUGGCACUGAUAAAGAAGUUGCAAAUAGGAACCCAGAUAUAAAUGCAGAGACAGUUAUUGAUGCAAGUGGGUGUUCAAUUAUUCCAGGUUUGGUAGAUGCUCACACACAUCCAGUAUGGGCAGGUGACCGUGUACAUGAGUUCGCUAUGAAGCUUGCAGGAGCAACAUACAUGGAAGUUCAUAAGGCUGGUGGAGGAAUACAUUACACUGUCGAACAUACCAGAAAAGCUUCCGAGGAGGAGCUAUAUGCUUCAUUUAAAAACAGACUAGAAACAAUACGAAGUGCUGGUACCACACUAGUAGAAUGUAAGAGUGGCUAUGGACUAGAUGUUGAUACAGAAGUGAAGAUGCUGCGAGUCAUUGAGAGAGCCAAACGUAACAUGGCGAUCGGUAUAUCCUCAACAUAUUGCGGUGCACAUGCUGUUCCCAAGAACACAACUGCAGAGGAUGCCACACGCGAUGUCCUUGAAAAACAGAUUCCAGAAAUUCAAAGACUGAUGUUAGACGACUCAUUGCACGUGGACAAUAUUGACGUAUUUUGUGAACGCGGCGUCUUUGAUAUAGCGCGACGAGAUCUUUUUUAGAAAGGGAAAAAAGUUUGGGGGUCCCCCAAUUAAAAAUUUUCCCUGGAGAUGAAACUUCAUUCCCAACCGGGAAUUUCCCCAGAGAUGGGCGCAGAAAUUGGUGCUCGUGCCAUAAGUCACUUGGAAGAAAUCUCAGAGGAUGGAAUAUCAGCAAUGGCAGCCGCUGGAUCGGUAGGAGUAGUGCUACCUACAACAGCUUAUAUUCUUCGUCUUAAACCUCCGCCGGUCCGACAGAUGAUUGACAAGGGAAUGGCUGUAGCUCUCGGUUCUGACUUCAAUCCGAAUGCUUAUUGUUUGACUAUGCCACUUGUGAUGCACCUUUCCUGUGUUAUUUUGCGCAUGAGUAUGCCCGAGACACUUAAUGCCGCAACAAUCAACGCUGCGCAUGCGCUAAAUCUCUCAGACAAACAUGGCUCCAUCGAAGUUGGAAAAUAUGGAAAUUUUGUUGUUUUAGAUACAAACCGAUGGGAAAAUCUUAUUUAUAAAUUUGGCUGCUUCACUGACAUAGUGAAAAAUGUCAUCUUCCAGGGAGAGGUGGUCCAUUCUAAGGCAAAAUCUAGUAAAUAAAACGCAAUGCUAUAUAUACAAUGUCAUUUUAUUUUUGUAGCUUUUACAAACAUUUGAGCAUGUAUGAUUUUCACUGCAUUGUACUUUUUAUCACAUUUUAAUAAAUCUUGAAUUAUGUAGAUUAUUGUUUUGUCAUAAAUCUUUAGCAGCACACCUAUCUAGAUUUGUU
This is a messenger RNA of Ruditapes philippinarum (Manila clam), 1561 nucleotides long. RefSeq names its product probable imidazolonepropionase. The transcript has 8 exons. NCBI's taxonomy places the organism in Eukaryota, Metazoa, Mollusca, Bivalvia, Venerida, Veneridae. The record is from RefSeq and is a predicted model, not a curated record. Gene Ontology annotation, molecular function: imidazolonepropionase activity. Gene Ontology annotation, cellular component: cytoplasm.